AUGCCUCGCGAGCAGACUCAGCAGCGCGCCCCAAAAGACCACUCUGCGCCGCAGAAAUCGGCACCGAAGCACAAGAACAGACGAGGCCUCGAUGCCCUCUCCAUUGCAGAAAAACAAAUCAAAACAAAACUCGGCGUGCGUCGCAACCGCCUAGGUUUCUACGACGACGGAACCAACUACAAAAAGCAUUCGCGCCGCGAUGAGGACGAGGAUGAGGAUGAAGAAGAGCGCCCAAUCUACAAACGCCGCAGAACCGAUGGUGACGACCUUGGAAGCCUUGACGGCGGAAGUGAUAGUGAUGGCCACGAAUGGAAGCUUGGACAAGUGGACAGCGACGACGAUGAAGAGCUGGACAGCGACGAAGCUCUAGGAGAAAGUGACGAGGAGCGAUUUGAAGGCUUCACAUUUCGUGGAAGCUCUACGACCAAGUCCAAGCCGAAGCCGAAGAAAGCCGUCAAGCCUAAAAGGAUCACCUUAUCCGAGGAUGAAGUCGAGUCUGAAGAAGACGAGGCGGAUGAAGAAGACGAGGACGACGACGACCUCGGAGAGGACGCUGUGGAUCUUCUUACCGCUUGGGAUAUGAACACGAAGGAGGAAGAGGAGGACGCCAAGAAAGCGGCUGCAAAAACUAAGAAGGCUGCUGCAGGCGAUGAUAGCGAAGAGGAUUUGGGCUCUCAGGGAGACAGUGAAGAAGGAGACAGCGAAGAUGAAGCCAGUGAUGACGAUUCUGAUCUAUCCAUGUCAGACGACGAUGUGGAUGCUCGAGAGGAUGGGCUGGCCAAGCUGCAAGACUUCGUGAAUUCAAUGCAGACCAACAAAAACACUAAAAAGUCUGGCCAAAAGUCCCAGGAGCAGGGCAAGCCUUCCGAAUACGGCUUGACAUCCUCUCACAAACUGACUGUCGCCGAUCUUUUGCCUUCGAUCACGGAUUCGCGCCUCAAGAGCUCUCUCAAGCACGUUGACGCUGCUCCUCAAACAUCGAAAUCGGGCAUUCCGGGCAAGCUGGAUGCUCCUCUCGCGAAGCGCCAGCAGGACAAGAUCGACCGAGCUGCGGCUUAUGAUAAGAGCAAGGAAACUCUGGACCGGUGGCUCGAUACCGUCAAGAAUAACCGCCGCGCCGAACAUCUCGUCUUCCCUCUUCCUGAUCCCGACAAUGAACAGGUCCACCGCAUGGAUGUGACUAAGCCAUCUACAGACUUGGAAAGCACUAUUCAAAACAUCCUGCAGGAGAGUGGACUGGCCGAGACGAAUGGCAAGUCUGCUGAAGAAGAGAUUCAGGGCUUUGAGGAAUUACAGUCCCGUACACUCCCCAUUGAAGAGAUCCAGGCCCGGCGAGCAGAGCUGCGCAAGCGACGUGAUCUGCUUUUCCGGGAGGAGGUGCGUGCCAAGCGCAUCAAGAAGAUCAAGAGCAAGUCCUUCCGCCGCGUUCACCGCAAGGAGCGCGAGAAGCUCGAGCAACAGGAGCGCCAGGCGCUUUUGGAAGCCGGUGUGGAUCUGGAUGAGCAGGAGCGCGAUGAGAACGAGCGGAAGAGGGCCGAGGCUCGCAUGAGCUCUAAGCACCGCGAGAGCAAGUGGGCCAAGAGUCUGAAGGAAACCGGCCGCACUGCCUGGGAUGAAGAUGCUCGUAACAAUGCGAACGAUUUGGCCUUGCGGGAGGAAGAGUUGCGGAAGCGCAUUGAAGGCAAGAGUGUCUCUCGCGGAGAUGACGACUACCUCGGGUCUUCUAGCUCCGAGUCAGAAGAGGAGGACCCCUGGGCUGAGGAUGCUUCUGAUAACGAGAAGCGCAAGUUGCGGCAAAAGCUUGAUGCUCUGGAAAAAGAUGAUGUUGAGGACGGUGACAAGGGACCUCAUUCCAAUCUCUUCGCUAUGAAGUUCAUGCAAAACGCCGAGGCCGCUCGCAAGGAGGAGAACGAUGCCGAACUCCGACGGAUCAACCGGGAGCUGCAUGGCGAGGAAUCCCAGUCUGAAGCCGAAUCAGAGGUUGGUCGACGGAAGUUUGGCCAGUCAAAGAAGGCUGAGACCAAGUCCAAGGCUAAGUCCUUGCCGAGGAACGAGCUAGAGGAUGCAGUUGAUUCAGAUGCCGCACCUGAUUCAGACCAGGAUGUCGACAUCGUGGUCGACCGCCCUAGCAAGCAGAAGUUGGGCCUCUCCGGUCCAAAGUCUGCCCCUCGACCCAACACCAAGCACGCUGCCACGCAGAACGCUCCUGCGGAGGAAGAGAACCCCUGGCUGGUGCAGACAGAGCGCACCAACCGCCGACGAACCGGUGCAGAUGCUUCGGAGACGAUCGACAUCUCACUCAAUGACCCACAGCCUCAAGUCGCUGAGGCCAGCAGCUCGUCUAAGAAGAGCAAAGCAGCCAAGCCGACCAAACAGCGUGCUCAUGAGAACGACAGCGACGAUGAGGACAACGUGCCCGUCCUUCUGAAGAACCACGAUCUAGUACAGCGAGCCUUCGCAGGUGACGAUGUGGUGCAAGACUUCGAGCAAGAAAAGCUGGACACCAUCGAAGACGAAGGCGACAAGAUUGUGGACAACACGCUCGCAGGGUGGGGCAGCUGGACCGGUGACGGCGUCAGCAAGAAGCAGCAGAAGAAGCAAAAGCGCUUCCUGACCAAGGUGGAAGGAGUGAAGCCCGAGCAGCGCAAGGAUGCCAAGCUUUCUCGAGUGAUUAUCAACGAGAAGCGAGUCAAGAAGAACGCCAAGUACAUGGCCAGUCAACUACCUCACGAGUUCGAGAACAGGACCCAAUACGAGCGGUCUCUGCGCAUGCCUCUGGGUCCGGAGUGGUCUACGAAGGAAACCUUCCAGAGUGGCACCAAGCCUCGCGUUAUGGUCAAGCAAGGCAUUAUCAAACCGAUGGAGAAGCCCAUGUACUAA
This is a messenger RNA of Penicillium cinerascens, 2880 nucleotides long. RefSeq names its product UTP14 family protein. NCBI's taxonomy places the organism in Eukaryota, Fungi, Ascomycota, Eurotiomycetes, Eurotiales, Aspergillaceae. The record is from RefSeq and is a predicted model, not a curated record. Gene Ontology annotation, cellular component: small-subunit processome; nucleolus. Gene Ontology annotation, biological process: rRNA processing. The coding region runs from base 1 to 2880 and encodes 959 amino acids. The transcript is spliced from 2 exons.